AGAAGAUUUGAAUGUUGUCUAUAGCCAUUGCGAGGGUCUUGUCUUCAGUUUCAUUGCCGCCAUGACUACCAAACGAGCUUACAAGCUACAAGAAUUUGUGGCACACUCUUCAACUGUGAAUUGCCUGAAGAUUGGAAGGAAAACGUCUAGGGUUCUUGCAACUGGAGGAGAAGAUCACAAGGUUAAUCUCUGGGCUAUUGGUAAACCCAACGCUAUACAGAGUUUGUCAGGACACACGAGUGGAAUAGAUUCAGUGAGCUUUGAUUCUUCAGAAGUCUUGGUAGCUGCAGGUGCUGCAAGUGGUAGCAUCAAGCUUUGGGAUUUGGAGGAGGCAAAAAUUGUUCGGACUUUGACUGGCCAUAGAUCCAAUUGCAUCUCUGUGGACUUCCAUCCCUUUGGUGAGUGUUUUGCAUCUGGUUCUCUUGAUACAAAUCUCAAGGUAUGGGAUAUCAGAAAGAAAGGGUGUAUCCAUACAUACAAGGGCCACAGUCGAGGAGUCAAUGCAAUCAGGUUUACACCAGAUGGCCGAUGGGUUGUAUCUGGCGGUGAGGACAACAUUGUGAAGGUUUGGGAUUUGACUGCUGGAAAAUUGUUGCAUGAUUUCAAGUAUCAUGAAGGCCAAAUUCAGUGCUUAGAUUUCCAUCCCAAUGAGUUUCUACUUGCUACAGGUUCAGCUGAUCGGACUGUUAAAUUUUGGGACCUUGAAACCUUUGAGCUUAUUGGUUCAACUGGGUCUGAGACUACUGGAGUCCAUUGUUUGACCUUCAAUCCUGAUGGGAGGACUGUACUUUGUGGAUUACAUGAAAGUCUAAAGGUUUUCUCAUGGGAACCAAUAAGAUGUCAUGAUGGUGUGGAUGUGGGGUGGUCUAGAUUGUCAGAUCUUAAUGUUCAUGAAGGAAAGCUUCUUGGCUGCUCAUAUAAUCAAAGCUGUGUUGGAGUUUGGGUUGUAGACAUCUCGUGCAUAGAGCCUUUUGCUGUUCCUGAUGCUAAUAACGUGAAUGGUCAUUCUGAACCCAAAUCUUGUUCUGGCGGAACCCUCUCUGUACUGAAUGAGAACACAACAAAAGCUAGUAUGGGAAGGUUAUCAGUUUCACAAAAUCCUGAUACUUUAGUGAAGGAAACAAAAUCCCUGGGAAGGUUAUCCAUUUCACAAAACUCAGAUCCUGUUAAGGAGUCCAAAAUUUGGCAUGUAUGUUCCACAGGAAAUGUACCUGGUACCCCUCAGAGGGUCAAUUUAGACACUGCUCCAAAGACAACGCAACCGAGUUCAGUACCUGUUCCUAGUGGAGCAGCUUCAAAGAGGAGUUCUAUGAGGACUAGCUCAGUUGUCAAUGUUCCAAAUUUUAACAGGUCAGAUGUCAUACCUGUGAUUGUGCCUAGAGAUGAUAUGAGGUUGGAGCUGGCUGUUGAAUCAAGAAAAGAAGUUGGGAUAUCAGGGAGAAGUUUGGAACAGACAGCCAAAUCUAGAAGAGAGGUUGGAAUCUCUGGGAGAAGUUUGGAGCUGAUCCAUCCAGAUGCUGAAUCUGGAAAAGAAGCUGGACUAGUUGGUAGAACUGUAAAGCAAGGAGCUGAUUCCAGAAAAGAACUGUGUAUUGUUGGAAGAACAAUGCCAUUUUCUUUGCAGUCAAAGGCAUCUAGUUUUCGGAGGUUUCAAAAUAGCAAGGAAGACAUGGACCAACCAUCUAUCUCUGCUCCGUCUCAAAGUGAAGAUUCUAAGGUGGAUGAAUUCGGAAGUGUUCUGGACAAGAGUAAAUUUCCAUCUCUUAAAGGAAUACCAGCUGUUAAAAGGAAAACAAGAGAAGAUAGGUGUGCUGGCUCUGGUAAGAGUGAAUCGAACUCAGUGGUUGAGUUGCCUCCAAACUACUUGGAUGAAAAUUAUGAUUCACAGGUGCAAAAAACACAUAGAGACGCAUAUCCUUUAGAGAGCCAAAAAGGAAGAACACACCCAGUAGUUAUAAAUUGGGAGAAAAGAGGGAGGCCUUCUAAUUAUGACGGACCUACUUUUGGUAUAGCUCGGAGGAAUACAUCUACGUCAGAUAUGUCUUCAUUCAAUUCGUAUAAACAAAGAGGAUACAACUCCUCUGUGGAAAAAGAAAUGCCUUCUGCCAGUGAUGAGGAUGCUGUUGCAGAUAUAAUGGAGCAGCAUGACCAAUUCAUUGGUUCCAUGCAGUCUCGUUUAUCUAAGUUACAGGUUGUGCAUCGUUGCUGGGAAAGGAAUGACAUAAAGGGUGCAAUCAGUGCAAUGGAAAAGAUGGCUGAUCAUGCUGUGCUUGCUGAUGUGUUGAGCAUUGUCACUGAUAAAAUAGACAUUGUCACGUUGGACAUAUGCACUUGUCUUCUUCCCCUUCUGUCGAGUCUCCUUGGAAGUGAGAUGGAUAGGCAUUUGAGCAUCAGUCUCGACGUCCUGCUUAAGCUGGUUAGAGUAUUUGGUUCAAUGAUAUAUUCGACAUUAUCUUCUUCAACGCCUGUUGGUGUAGACAUUGAGGCAGAGCAAAGGUUUGAAUGUUGCAACCUCUGCUUUAUAGAACUUGAAAAAGUAAAGCACUGUCUGCCCAUGGUUACCAGAAGAGGGGGAUCAGUGGCAAAAUCUGCCCAGGAAUUGAAUCUAGCACUUCAAGAAGUGUCAUAAUGGGAACCAAC
This is a messenger RNA of Hibiscus syriacus, 2640 nucleotides long. Its product is annotated as katanin p80 WD40 repeat-containing subunit B1 homolog KTN80.4-like. The transcript is spliced from 18 exons. The coding region runs from base 62 to 2629 and encodes 855 amino acids. Gene Ontology annotation, molecular function: microtubule binding. Gene Ontology annotation, biological process: microtubule depolymerization; microtubule severing. The record is from RefSeq and is a predicted model, not a curated record. NCBI's taxonomy places the organism in Eukaryota, Viridiplantae, Streptophyta, Magnoliopsida, Malvales, Malvaceae. Gene Ontology annotation, cellular component: katanin complex.